AUGCGUUGGUUGGGUUUCUUGUUGGUUACAGUGGUUUUCGCGUCAAUUAUCGAGUAUAUUGAUGAUGGGGACCACCCGUUCAACAAACGGGUUUUAGGCGGGUGGGGAGUGUGUAAGCUUCCUCAGAGGUUAGCAGCAGCUACCUUUUCCACUGCCAUUGCUCAGGUGCCCAAACUAAUGGCGUUGGCGCCGUCAAUAAUGGCCAAACGUGAUUUCUUUGAAACUGACGAAGUCCCAAUUUAUAACCAACUGUGGACUUUGGCAUUUAAAUCAGUGGAAGCAAUGGUUAAUUCAAGCAAAUUCCAGCUGUUAAUGGGUGAGACUUUUGACUUCUUUGUCGAAUUAAGCGAUGGGUCCACGGUGACGGCUGACUACGAAACUAUGGAACGUACCGCUGCUGGAGGUGAUGUUUUUGGUCUUGAUGUGGUUAAUGUCACCCUGAUAACCUCAGAAAUCUUAUUGUUUCCCUUGCUGGACUGUUAUAUGGGUAAUCGUCAUGCGAAACUGGCGAAGCUUUCGUAUAGUGCCAAUCUCGAUAGUUCGGGCUCGGCUACGGGUAAGUUUUCAGUGGGGCUCCCCAAAGUGCCUGGCGUGUGUAAUCUGCUGCUUUCGUUCCAUUUGGAGCACGCAGUGGGGUCGAAAUUGGCGGUGCUUUCCAGUAUUGGUGGAAACCAUCAGUGCGACUUAGGCGGAGGAAAUGAAGAGCUGGUGACCCGGUUAUUCGCCGAAAAGCAUCGGUAUACUAUAAGGUAUAACCAGCGAAGGCUAGCAUACAGUCGUCGUUUGGAUAAGUGGCGUCUCGGCCGCUGGAAACUGAACUCCGAAACAUUGUUUGCCGACGAUGAUGACCAAACGGCGACGAUCCACUGUGUGACGACUAAUGUGGAUGGGUGGGCUCACGAUGUAUUUUUCGGUGAUAUCUGUCAACCCGAGCCGAUAACCCUCAUAAAUGAAACUACGGAUUAA
Molecule: messenger RNA, 966 nt
Organism: Diutina rugosa
Lineage: Eukaryota; Fungi; Ascomycota; Pichiomycetes; Serinales; Debaryomycetaceae
Exons: 1
Coding region: 1-966 (321 amino acids)
Source: RefSeq, a predicted model, not a curated record